UUUUCCCAAGGAAAUGGAGAGAAUAUGGGGGGACUAUGAAAGACUGGAAAGUGAAUUAUUUGUUCUCAGAUCGCAUUUGGAGCACUUAUUCCGAUUCGGGACGUCCCAGGAACAGACCGAGGCACACAGAGAGCUCUGGAUGAUGGAUGACAUCCUGUCUGGGCUGCGAGUCAACAAGGACAACUUCCGGGUCACCAUGGAGUCACCCAGGCACAUUACUGGAAUGCCUCCUUCUCCAGUCCUCCAGAGAAACAUCCUACAUCCUGGUGCUCCUAUCCAAUCAACCCUUGCUCUUAGCCCCAGACAAGCUAGUUCUCAAAAGGAACAUUCUAUGAAGGCGGGGUUAGAUGAAACUCCACCCCGCCCCCCUUUGCCAGUGGAGCAUCAUGGGUGGCCACGAAAGACAUCCCACAAGGCUGAGCUAAUGGCCAAUAAGAGGAGAGAGGCGGGGCUUGAGUGUCUGGACAGCAAAUCAGAGAAAGAGUCUCCUCUAAGGUCCUAUUACAGUGAACAGAUUCCACCUCUGUCUCGUCAUUCAAGCAGAAAUCUGUCUGUCUUUCAUCAAGAACAAGAAUAAGUAUUCCCAGUCUGCCCAGUGUCUCUCCCUAGCCACAGCACCCCCUCCUGGACACUGAGUGAACCUGCAGGCAAGGAAGUGGGGUCGCGCAGGGGUCGUAUGAGUGCUGAGGAGCAAAGAGAGAGGAUGAGGAGGAACCAGGAGAGGUUGGCCAAUGAGGAGAGACUGAGGAACAGCGGCCCGGCCAAUCACAGCCAGGGCAGACGGUCACCACAGCAAAGGGAGCAGUUGAGUCAUGUUGCCGCAGGCGAUCUCGUUGUCUCCUCUGGCUGUGAUGUCACAGACGGUUGCCGGGUAACGCUGGUCAGGACCUCCUUCCUGCCCUCGACCCUCACGGCUCGCCGCGUCUCUCUUGAGGACCCCUCGGGGCUGCCCGCUGCUCUGCCCGAACCGACAGCGACUCGCAGGACCCCUAGGGAGGUGCCCUCCACCCCGCCUGAGCAAAAAACCCAGAGACAGGCGGCCACCUCGCUGCCCGAGGAGAUAACAUCAUUUAGGACCCCAAGUAAGGUGCCCUCCACCCUGCCUGAGCUGCAAACAGAAUCUAGAAGAGAGGGACGGUCGGCCACAUCACUGCCUGAACAGAUGACAUCUUUCAGGACCCCAAAAAUGCCAGAACAAAUAACAGCAUACAGGACCCAGGGAGAAGCGUCCUUGACUCCGCCAGAGCGAAAAACACAGUUCAGGACCCAAAAAUCUGGGCCGCCCUCCCCGUUGCCCGUUUACACCAGAAGCAGGACCCAAGCGGAGCUUCCCUCUCCACUGCCUGCCUGCGCCACAACGAGGACCUCAAGCAGCUCGGGGUCGUCCAUCAACCUGCCUGCAGAGAAACUGGAAGCGAGGGCGGGGCUAGCUCUGACAGGGGGCAGGCUGGGUAAUGGGAGGAUCCAGCGAGCGGAGAGAGAGAGAGGAGGAGAGGGAGAGAGAGAGAUGAGGAGAGAGAGGCACUGUCCCCCAAAGGUCAUCGUGCGUGCCCCUUUCCUGAACUCCGACCCUGACCUGUCCCUGACCCCUGAAGAGAUUGCGGUCAAGCAGAGAAAAGUGGACAAAAUCCGAAGCAUGGUGACGAAGAGUGUAGCUCCGGAGAGGUGCAGUACCUCACUGAUUCCGCUAGAGGGCGACGGGGAGAGGGAGCGCAUCAUCAGCCUCUCUUUCACGCUGGCCAAUGAGGCUUCGAGGAGGAGUCGUGAGAUGGCCGCUCAGUCUUUAUUGGAACGUAGUGACUCUGAUGGCGAAGAUGAAGAUUUUUGGAAGCUUACUGAGAGAGAGAAGAAUGAAAUUCGGGGUUCCCUGAAUUUCGGGGACCCUAGCCCCGCCCCCAACACCCCGCCUCCAUCUCACGCUGCACCCGAGCGACAGGAGACCACAGGACAACCCCCCAAUCAGCUCCUGCGUAUCUCAGAAGGGCCAGCCAAUAGGAGUCCGAGCUCAGAGACGGCCACCAAUCAGAACGAAGGGCUGGAAAUGCCAGCUGGGGGUAAUCAAGGGGGGGGUGCCUCGCCCAAUCAGAUUCAACCGGACUCCAGAUCGACGGCCAGCGAAAACGAAGGGACUAACGUUUCACCCAAUCUAACCGAAGGCCUUGAAAUGUCGGCCAGUCAAAUUCGAGGGAGAGACGGCUCGCCCAAUCAGAUUCGGCUCAAAUGCAAAAUGCCGUCCAAUGAAAUGGAAGGGACUGAUGUGUCGUCCAAUCAGAAUAAAGACAAAAAUGUGGCGACCAAUGAAACUGAAGGCUUGGAAACGGCGCCCAACGAAAUGGAAGAAAGCUGCAAACUUCCGACCAAUGAAAUUGAAGGGAGGAAAACCUCGGCCAAUGAAAUCGAAGACCUCAAACUGCCGCCCAAAGAAAUUCACAUCCUGGAAGAAAUAACGACCUAUCAAGUCUUCAGCUCUGACAAACCAGCCAAUCAAAUCACAGCGGCAGAAAAGAACAACGCUUUUGUCAAACCGGCUAAUCAGGAACCAGAAACCAGAGAUCUAGCCAAUCAGAGCUCAGGAGACACUGCAGCAGAACGACCCGGCCAGCAGAGAGCCAACGGGAUCCUGUUUUACAUCCGAAAAGGGGCGGGACCUGGCCAGGAGUUAGCCAGUCCGGAUUCAGGGUUCUGUGAGGGGAACCUAACAGCCAGUGAGAGCUCGGCUUUUGAAGACAGCCGUCUGACAGUGCUGCACACCAGUCUGUGAUGUCAUAACCAUCAAAAAGAGAGAGAGAGAGAGAGGAGAGAGAGUCACUGGAUCAGAAACUCCAAACCAGAAGAGACUGAGAGA
Polyodon spathula (Mississippi paddlefish) is the source of this 2845-nucleotide messenger RNA. Its product is annotated as actin cytoskeleton-regulatory complex protein PAN1-like. The coding region runs from base 677 to 2761 and encodes 694 amino acids. The record is from RefSeq and is a predicted model, not a curated record. The transcript has 12 exons. NCBI's taxonomy places the organism in Eukaryota, Metazoa, Chordata, Actinopteri, Acipenseriformes, Polyodontidae.